Molecule: messenger RNA, 561 nt
Organism: Plasmodium gallinaceum
Lineage: Eukaryota; Apicomplexa; Aconoidasida; Haemosporida; Plasmodiidae
Product: conserved Plasmodium protein, unknown function
Exons: 1
Coding region: 1-561 (186 amino acids)
Source: RefSeq, a predicted model, not a curated record
AUGAUGGAUAAUUAUACACAUAAUAAUACAGAUAUUCCAAAUAGAAAAGAUAAUCUCAUAAAAAAUUCAGAGAUGAAUGUAAUUACUUCAAAAGAUAAUAUAGAUGAUGAAUAUGAUAAUAAUAAAAAUAUAGAAGAUAAUAUAGGUGGUGAUAAAUAUUACAAAGAAGAAAAUUAUUCCGAAAUGUAUGAUUUAGAUAAAAGUAAAAUUUUUAAAAAUAAAAAUAGUUCUGAAGAGAUAAGUGAUAUAUAUAAUAUGAAUUAUGAUAAAAAUUUAAAUGAACAGUUAUUAUUAGAUGUUAAUAGUAAAAAAAAAAAAAAAAAGUAUGAAAAUUUUCUCAAAAGCAAAAACGAUAACAAAUGUACAGAAUUGAAAGAAAUUCCUUACUGUUCUUUUAAUAAUUUUGAAGAAAAAGAAAAUGAUGAAAAAAUAAAAGAAUUAAAUAAUAAUAGUUAUAAUAUGUUUAAUAAGGAGAAACUGAAAAAAAUUGAAAAGAAAAAAAAAAAAAACAAUGAAAAAAAGAAAAAAAAAAAAAAAAUACACAUGUAUAAUUUAUAUUAA